AUGGCCAGGAUUCUGAUUCCGGAAGAUUUUCCAAGCCUCUUGAGUAUAGCCGACAAGAAAUCGCAUAAGAUCUUUGAUUUUGAUGUUUGGAAGCGACCAAUUGAUAGGCCGGGUAGAAGAAGGCGACUGAAUGAAGGUCAGGAGCCUUGCAAAUGGCACGUGGAACCGGCCAUGAAGAUGAUUCGCUGCACUAAACCCACUUUUAGCGACACACUAUUAUGCGACAUUGGAGGAAACGAGACUACAGAAUUGUAUGAAUAG
Messenger RNA from Protopolystoma xenopodis, 261 nucleotides. The record is from the annotation of a GenBank genome assembly. NCBI's taxonomy places the organism in Eukaryota, Metazoa, Platyhelminthes, Monogenea, Polystomatidea, Polystomatidae.